This is a messenger RNA of Aegilops tauschii subsp. strangulata, 538 nucleotides long. NCBI's taxonomy places the organism in Eukaryota, Viridiplantae, Streptophyta, Magnoliopsida, Poales, Poaceae. The record is from RefSeq and is a predicted model, not a curated record.
AUGAACCAGCCGGUGCAGAAGAACACCAUCUACGUAGUCCUGGGUGCUAGUGCCCAUGGAUCUCAUUAUCGGACGUUCGUGCCGUUCGGGGAGGUCAAGGACGUCAAGACGCCGCUCGACCAGGCCAUGCAGAAGCACCUCUCCUUCGGGUUCGUCACGUUCCUGGAGCGCGAGGACGCCGCCACCGUCAUGGACAACAUGGAGGGCGCCGAGCUCUUCGGCCGCGUCCUCACCGAGAACUACACCUUCCCCGAGAAAAUCAAUGGAGGGGAGCAGGGAUGGGCCGCGCAGCCAAGUAUGUCAGGCGUCCUGUGCUUCUCAUCUGUUCAACUACGUUAUGACCUGCUUUCGUGCUUGCCUGCCUGGUUGCUUCACAGCAGGAUUUGGGCUGCCAAAUGUUUUUCUUACCUGGUAUGAAGUUGGAAGACUAAAGCCUAGAGAUUGAUAUGGUGUUAAUGUCCGUAAUUAUGCUUUUGUAUCGUGGUUUGUUUUUAUGUUCUCAUUAUAAGGUUUUCUCCAGUUCAAAUUGGUAGAAAAA